GUCAAGUAUGCAGUUCUGUCCCACCGAUGGCUGCCGGAUACAGAAGAAGUGACCAAGGACGACUUCGAUAAGAUUGCCAGCGGCAGUGAUCCUACACUUAAAGACAGGAAAAGGCGCGGCUGGGAGAAGCUCAAUAUGUUUUGCAAGGAAGCGAUAAAACGCAAGCUCGAGUUCGUAUGGGCUGACACCUGCUGUAUCGACAAGUCCAGCAGUGCAGAGCUCGACGAAAGCAUCCGCUCCAUGUUCAGAUGGUACCGCAACUCCGCACUGUGCAUCGUCCUCCUGGCUCAAACGCGCGGAGCCCAAGAGGCACGCGAUGCUACCAUCCCCGACGAGUGGUUUUCGCGCGGAUGGACACUCCAGGAACUCCUUGCACCAAGACGCGUCAAGUUCUACGGCUCGAACUGGAACGAACUUACAUACAAAGAGAACGAUAAAGAGUGGUUCAGGGAGACUCCACCGAGACUGAGCUUUGUCAUGAAGGCCACGGGCAUCAGCGCCGAGGAUCUCGCCGACUUCAAGCCCGGCCCGACCAGCGUCGACGACCGGAUGUGCUGGGCCGCAAAGAGGCUGACGACGCGCGGCGAGGAUGUAGCAUACUCUCUCAUGGGCAUUUUCGAUGUCAGCAUCCCCACCGCGUACGGCGAAGGCGCAGAUCGCGCGUUCGUGAGACUCGUCGAAGCCAUCAUGCUCGCUCGCGGUGAUACUUCCGUGUUGAAUUGG
This is a messenger RNA of Coniophora puteana RWD-64-598 SS2, 723 nucleotides long. RefSeq lists its product as uncharacterized. The transcript has a single exon. The annotation marks the transcript as partial. Lineage: Eukaryota; Fungi; Basidiomycota; Agaricomycetes; Boletales; Coniophoraceae. The record is from RefSeq and is a predicted model, not a curated record.